Molecule: messenger RNA, 2932 nt
Organism: Notolabrus celidotus (New Zealand spotty)
Lineage: Eukaryota; Metazoa; Chordata; Actinopteri; Labriformes; Labridae
Product: high-affinity choline transporter 1-like
Biological process (GO): transmembrane transport; acetylcholine biosynthetic process; choline transport
Cellular component (GO): plasma membrane
Molecular function (GO): choline:sodium symporter activity
Source: RefSeq, a predicted model, not a curated record
AGUGUUAAAAAAAAAUCCUAAACACAUCAGCAGCAUGUUGAAAAAAGUGUACCCAAGAUCCUGUUGAUCCUGUUAAAACCAGUUUCUCUAGAUUCUGCAGGGUGCUCCGUAGACCGCACACCGUGAUGCUCAGAGACCCAGCUGGACACGUACAGUACCUCCUCAGAUCCUCUGUAGUAAAUCACAAUGGCUCUCAGUGUACCAGGUUUAGUAAUGAUGGUGCUGUUCUACCUGCUCGUGUUGGGAGUGGGUUUAUGGGCAUCUGCAAAAUCAAGGAAGAUGGCUAAAAACUCUCAGAGUGGACAAGUGGAGAUUUCUUUCUUGGCUGAUCGGAGUGUGGGCUUAGCCUUGGGAGUCUUCACGAUGACCGCUACAUGGGUCGGAGGAGCCUUAAUCAUGGGAGUGGCAGAGACAGUCUAUGACCCUACUAAAGGACUGUUAUGGGCCCUGAUCCCUGUGCAAAUGUCCGUGUCAUUUAUCAUUGGUGGACUGUUCUUUGCCGGGCCGAUGCGCGAGCAAAACUACGUCACGAUGAUGGACCCAUUCAAGAGGAAGUAUGGUGAAAAGAUGACGGGCUUUCUCUCCAUCAUUCCCUUCAUAAGUGAACUGUUGUGGGUUCCUUCUGCUCUUAUUUCUCUGGGGUUUACAGUCCGGAUCUUCUCCGACCUUCCUUUUAGUGCUUGUAUCUGGAUCUCGGCUGCAGUGGCGAUCUUUUAUACCGUUCUUGGAGGGCUCUAUUCAGUCGCUUUCACUGACGUUGUCCAGCUACUGUUUUGUAGCUUGUGGCUGUGUACUCCUUUUGUUAUGGUGAGCGACCUUCACGCUGACAUCUCUCAAACGGCCUUCAACCACACGAGCCGGGCACCGUGGAUUGGCAAACUUGAGUAUCAUGACAUAUGGAUCUGGAUUGAUAAUUUCCUUGUAAUGAGUGUUGGAAAUUUGGCGUUCCAGGAUUUCCACCAAAGGACUCUCUCCUCCAGCUCCACCUCUACAGCUAAAAUCAUCUGCUUCAUAGCUGCAGGUCUUGUCCUCAUUCUGGGAAUUCCUCCUGUGCUGAUUGGAGCCGUUGCAGCUUCUACAGACUGGAAUUCGACCUCCUAUGGACUUCUUUCUCCUUAUGAACGAGGAGAGGCAGCGAUGGUGUUCCCGCUCGUCCUUCUGCAUCAGACCCCAACUGCUGUGUUUGUAAUUGGUAUGGGGGCUAUCGCCGGGGCUGCAAUGUCAUCUACAGACUCCUUUUUGUUGGCUGCAUCCUCCAUCUUCACCACAAACAUCUACAAGCUCAUAAGACAUCAGGCGUCAGAUCGAGAGCUGCAGUGGGUGAUCCGCUCCUCCAUCGUGAUUAUAGGGAUUGUAGGGACUUCUUUCACCUUCCUGGACACCAGCAUCCUGGUCUUCUGGAUCCUCAGCUCAGACUUGAGUUACACCAUCAUGCUCCCCCAACUCAUCUGCAUCCUCUUCAUCAGAGUCUCCAACCCUUACGGAGCAAUUACCGGCUACAUCAUUGCUUUUGUUAUGAGAGUUUUGUGCGGCGAGCCCGUCUUUAAUCUCCCUGUUAUCCUACAUUUCCCAGGAUGCACUUUGGUGGACGGUGUUUACGUUCAGCGCUCACCUUUCAAGACCAUCUGCAUGCUGACCUCUCUGGUCUCCAUUGUGGGGUUUUCAUAUGUGGCUUCGAUCCUGUUUCAGAAGGAGAUCCUUCCUGAGAGGUGGGAUGUGUUCAAGGUGAAAUCACAGGGAGAACUCACACCGGCAGAGGGCGCCAGAGAGCGUGAGGGUGAGAAGGAUGAUGUUAAAAAUGAGGAUGAAGCCAUGCUUGAUACAGAGUGCUAAGUGUUAAAUGAUUAAUCUAAAAUGUUCAGGUUUGAAUCAUUACCUGCCUGACUAACACUUCUCUUUGGAUCCCUUUGGUUUUAAACUAAACUUCAUGUUCUCAUAUUUCUGAUUGGCAAAGAGAUUUUGGGUUUAAAUGCUGGAUAUUAAAUUGUUGUUUGGACCUUUUUGAUACGGUGUGCCUCAUUUAGAUUUGAAAGGCUCUUCUCUACCCACUUAUGUCUCAUAGUGGUGUGGAGGUCAUAGAAGAGGUUCAGAAUUGACAGGUUUUUGACUCUCUUUAAUAGAAAUACUGAAGAAUAUUCAUGAAGGAACUGGAAAUCAGUUUAAAUAUUCAAAUUUAUUAUUAACUCCAAAUCACAAACAUGAUUACAGCUUUGUUCCAGUUAUGUUUUUCACACUGUCAGUACCUGGAAAAUCAAGGUGCUGAGAAGCAGGAAACAUGAACUGCAGGAGAAAUGUGCAGAGUUUUGGCAGCAGUCACUUUCAGUCCAUGGAUUUAUCCUGCACACUUGAUCACUGGUCAAAUUUAAACAUAGACAAAGAUGACAUAUCAACAAAGCUUUGGUGAGUCUCUUCUCUUCGUCUUGUUUGGCCAGUUUAGAAACGGAAAAUCCCCUUUCCCAGAUCUUUGUGUGACCUCAUUUCUUCUUCUUGUCCUGCGUGCUGGUGAACCACUGGUCCAGCAGCUUCUUGCUGUAGUAAAUCUGCCAGGCGUGCACCUGCACAGAGAUGACGAUCACCAGGUACAUGACUGUAACGGCAGAGAAUCCGAAGAUGAAGCGGUAAGCCUUGCCGUGCCUGUACAGCUGCUGAGCCACGGGGAACAUCUCCAUGCUGCCGUAAAUCAGCGGGGCAAUGCAGAAGAGCCCGGAGCUGAUCAUAGAGAUCACCAGGUAGCUGAUGUUGUUUCGUGGCAACGCCAUGAAGCUGAAGACUGUGGGGGCGAUGCUCAGGAGGUACGGGUACUCCCAUUGGUACGGAGAGGCAACCAUCUUGUGGGAGACGAGGCUCAGCUGGCUCACUAUCACCUGAGGAAGAGGAGGAGGGGACUGUAAGUUGUCAUGUUUGUAAUUAAAAAGUGGUUUUAAAGUUUAAA